Messenger RNA from Paramecium sonneborni, 546 nucleotides. Lineage: Eukaryota; Ciliophora; Oligohymenophorea; Peniculida; Parameciidae. The record is from the annotation of a GenBank genome assembly.
AUGACAUGUCAAAUAUACAAAUUACUAAAUUCAAGGAUCAAUCAUCAAUAGGAUGAAAGAUAGUAUUUUAUUUAAUUUAAAAUGAUAGAAAAGUAUGUUAUGCUGUAAACUUGAUUGCAGAACAUAUAUAAUUAGAAAAGAAUUAUAAAUGCAAAUAUCAAAUUAAAGAAAUUGCAUAAUUGAUUAUGAAGACCAUAUUGAUAUUAAUAGACAAAUUCAAUUACUAAUCAUAUUAGAUUGGUUAAUAAAGACAAGUAACUAUUUGACUAAGGCCAUUCAUUCAAACUUUUAUUUAAUGCUUAAAAAUAGUAUCCAAAUUUUGCAGAUGUGAAAAUUAAUUUUCAACUCUCUCUAACACAAUAAUUACUGGAAGACUAUAAAAGAUUUAUUCUUUUGAAUAUAGUGAGAAUUAUAUUUAAUACACGACUUGAUGUUAAAUACUAUAAAAUCAAUUUAAUCAAAGAUUUUAAUGAAUUUCUUACCAUAUUAUUUUUUUGCUUAUUAAAAGAAGGAUUAAAUGUAAAGAGAAUUAUGAUUUUAUUUUGA